AUGUCUGAAGACGCCAUCCUGCGCAGACUUGCAACUGACAGGAACUUCUGUACUUACAUUAUGGCGCCACUCGACUUUGUAGACUCCAGGUUGCGCUUUGAUGAGACAGUCGAAGUAGACGUCCGUGCCUUCGCGAAUGGCGUCUGGGUUCAACGAAGUGCCCAGCUGCAAUCUAGCCUCUGGUACGUCUGCAACAAACCCAACAUUGCUUCAUUAAAAAGUGAAAUCAAGACGUAA
Molecule: messenger RNA, 237 nt
Organism: Gryllus bimaculatus (two-spotted cricket)
Lineage: Eukaryota; Metazoa; Arthropoda; Insecta; Orthoptera; Gryllidae
Source: the annotation of a GenBank genome assembly